AUCAAAAUAAUUUGCCAGCUAUUAAAUUAUUAACAGGUGGAUAUAAAAUGUAUACAGGUCAGGGUUCCAUCACUUGUGGGUUAACCUUGACCAGCGUUGGACUUAAAGAGGGUUAAAACGGUCCAGGAAUUUAUGGAUGAUAUAUAAUAUUUGAGAAAAUUCUUUCUAUUAAUACUAUCAAGGGAAUGGAAGUAUUGGAUUGAUCUCAAUAUGAAAGCUGCUACAAUUAUCGUAACCAUUGUUGCGCUGAAAUCAUGUUUUGCAGUUUCAAAAGUAGAGGAGACUGAACACUAUGUAAGCCGAUUUUUAGCUGACCUGUGGCUUGAAGGCGGUGAUAUGGUUAAGAUUUUUUGGCGGGAUUGUUCUAAAAAGGUUAUCGAUAUCAAAGAUGUCACUGAACGUAAAGAGUAUUAUCCUAAAUUCGUGAGAUGUAUGAAGCUGAAAACACUUAGAGCUAUAGAUAGGACACUUAAUAUGGAUAUAAUACCAAUCGCCGAAGGAGUUAAUUUGGUCAGGUUUGAACUUGUUGAUCGAGCGGGUCAUGUUUUGACAGGGAAUGAGUCUAGCCCAUGGAGUGAUACGGACUUAGAGAAAGAAGACUGGCGAACCUUAGCUAUUCAGAGAAUUGGGAGAGUACUGAGAACUCAUGUUAUCAAAUUCGAAUUUACUGAUGAUAAAUUCCUUGAAAGAGCUGAACAAAGAGGAAGACGCCGCCACCAUAUGCUGACUAUGAUGAUGUUCGGAAUCGUCUCUUUUGGUAUGGUGCUAGUUCCAAUGGGUUUCCAGUUUCUAGCUGUUCUUGGAGGCAAGGCUUUAGUUCUAGCUAAAAUGGCUCUGAUUCUUGCUUCUAUACAGGGUCUGAAAAAGAUUGCUUCAACUCCGCUGAACUACGGAUACUAUCACUACCCAUACGACCACUACGACAGACGAAGUAACGAUGGUCUGCUUACCGCUUUAAAAAAUCUCAGAGCAAGACAAAAUGGUCAAGAUAAGCUGAUAAGUCCCAUUAAUAUCAAACCGAAAUCCCAGCCGAAAGAUAAACAUGAUCGCGAAUUCCCUCAUAGUCUCAAUAUUGCACCUAUAGAUACACCUAUAGUUGAUUUAACAACGCACCCGGGAGAGGUGCAAGCCACAUAUUCACUUGAAUUGCCAUAUAAUGGUUUGAACUUUCAUGCUUCCCCUAAUGUCGUUUCGACUUGAUGUAAUUUAUCAUCUUUUUAACGCUCUAUUGAGUGUCAUUUCCAAUAUAUAUUCAUAUGUUUACUAUAUUAUAUACCCAAAAGAUGUAGUAGUGUAUU
Pieris rapae (cabbage white) is the source of this 1298-nucleotide messenger RNA. RefSeq lists its product as uncharacterized. The transcript has 6 exons. Bases 211 to 1200 code for a protein of 329 amino acids. The record is from RefSeq and is a predicted model, not a curated record. NCBI's taxonomy places the organism in Eukaryota, Metazoa, Arthropoda, Insecta, Lepidoptera, Pieridae.